UCCGCCCGCCUUCCCUUGUCACGCGACCGCCUCCACGUCCCGCCCUUCCUUCUACCUACGGGCCGGCUUGGCUAGUGAUGAGAUAUUUGGAUCUCAGCUGUGGAAGCGGUGACGGCAACUGCGAUCACGUCCGCGAGCGCAACCAUGGCCGAGUACCAAGCCCAGAAUAAACCCAAGCUCAUCGCUGACGUCCGACGGAGGUUCGAAGCUGAGUAUGUGGCAGAUAAGUCAGAUAAAUAUGAUCCACGUGAUGUUGAAAGACUGCAACAAGAUGAUAACUGGGUGGAAAGUUACUUAUGUUGGAGGCAUAAUAUUGUAGAUGAAACACUGAAGAUGCUUGAUGAGAGUUUUCAGUGGAGGAAAGAGAUGUCUGUCAAUGACCUGACGGAAGCCUCCAUUCCCAGGUGGUUGUUGGAAAUUGGUGGUAUUUAUCUCCACGGUUAUGACAAAGAAGGCAACAAGUUGUUCUGGAUCCGGGUGAAGUAUCAUAUAAAAGACCAUAAGACCAUACUGGACAAAAAGAAGCUCAUUGCAUUCUGGUUGGAACGAUAUGCAAAGAGAGAAAAUGGGAAGCCUGUAACAGUGAUGUUUGACCUGUCAGAAACUGGAAUAAAUAGCAUAGACAUGGACUUUGUACGCUUUAUCAUCAACUGCUUUAAGGUUUAUUACCCUAAAUACCUCUCAAAAAUGGUGAUUUUUGAUAUGCCUUGGAUCAUGAAUGCUGCUUUCAAAAUUGUGAAAUCCUGGCUUGGUCCAGAAGCAGUGAGUUUGUUGAAGUUUACAACGAAAAAUGAUGUCCAAGACUAUGUCAGUGUAGAAUACCUGCCUCCCCACAUGGGCGGAAGUGAUCCUUUCAAGUAUAGCUAUCCACCACUAGUAGAUGAUGACUUCCAGACACCCUUGUGUGAAAAUGGACCCAUUGCCAGCGAGGAUGAAGCUUCGAGUAAAGAAGAUCUAGAAAGUGAUGGCAAAGAAUCCUUAGAAACAGUUUCUAAUGAGGAACAAGCAGCUUUUCUUAAAAAGAGUAAUGUAACCGAACCUACUUCCAAAGCAGAGGAGAGUGAAAAAGUUGAUUCCAAAAUGAGAGCUUUCAAGAAACCACUGAGUGUAUUUAAAGGGCCCUUAUUACACAUCAGCCCAGCAGAAGAACUGUAUUUUGGAAGUACAGAAUCUGGAGAAAAGAAAGCUUUAAUAGUGUUGACAAAUGUAACUAAAAACAUAGUGGCAUUUAAGGUGAGAACAACUGCUCCAGAAAAAUACAGAGUCAAGCCAAGCAACAGCAGCUGUGAUCCUGGUGCAUCAGUUGAUAUAGUUGUGUCUCCCCACGGGGGUUUAACAGUCUCUGCCCAAGAUCGUUUUCUGAUAAUGGCUGCAGAAAUGGAACAGUCAUCUGGCACAGGCCAAACAGAAUUGACUCAGUUCUGGAAAGAAGUUCCCAGAAACAAAGUGAUGGAGCACAGGUUAAGAUGCCAUAUUGUUGAGAGCAGUAAGCCAACCACUCUCACAUUAAAAGACCAUGCUUUUAACAUGUCAGAUAAAACCAAUGAAGAUCUAUUUCUACAACUCAAUCGUUUACUAGAAAGCAAUAGGAAGCUUGAAGACCAAGUUCAGCGUUGUGUCUGGUUCCAGCAGCUGCUGCUUUCCUUAACAGUGCUCUCGCUUGCUUUUGUCAUCUCUUUCUUCUAUUUGCUGUACAGUUAAAGAAGUGGUGCUCGGUAGGCAACAUGGCUCUUCCGUUCAUUAGUUGGAAAAAAGUAAGACCUAGAGAUUGUCCACCACGCUGAGAGUGUCACACAGCUGUGCUUCCUCCAAGGACAUGCACGACAUUGAGGGGGAGACUGAAACACGUCUUGAAAAUAAACUGUUAAAAUAAGGAAACACUGAAGAAAUUGAUUACCAGAGACUAUAGGUAGUUAGUAAAUUAAGUAAAGGCAUAUCCAUUGUGUGAAUUAAUAGCUUAGAGAUAAUUUAUUUUUCCCUUUUGAUUUGAAUACUCUGAAAGCUUGUUUUAUCAUGUAUAUAUAUGUUAGCCAAAAGGAGAAAGUAUAAGGAACAUGCUUUGUUGCAGCCAAAAAAUGUAAUCUGCUUUUUUUUUUUUUUUGGACAGAAAUAUUACAGCUGAGCCAACUUAUUAGCUUUUCUAUACUAUGUAUAUAGAAGAACCUGUAUAUUAAAAAAACAUAAAGAGUAAUUUCUGUAACCAUGACUUUGUAAUUUUGAGAACUACUAACAGAUGCUAAUCAAUGUUCUUUUGGAAUGUAAAACCACUUAAUGCCAAACCACCUUUAGCCUUUGUUUCUUAUCUGUCUUCCUUAAAGGCCUGCCUGCCUUUUAUUCAUCUCAGACUUUUUAAUGAAUACUCUCAUUUAGGUGGGGAUUUUGGAAACUAAAUUCUCAAGUAAGGUCCAAAAGGAGAACCGACCGCUCUAGUCCCACUUUCCAGUCCUUUUUCCAUGGAUUCACGUUGCUCUCUAUGGCUGGACAUGAACCCUCUUGCUUCAUUUAUUAUAAAGGCCUGAUCCCCUCCACUGGACCAUCUUUACCCGCUUUUCUAAAUGAAAAUGAGUUAAAGUCGUUUUGAAAAGUAAGUUUUUGAGAUGCAUAGCAGUAUAAUUUGUUUACAUUUUCGUUCCUGGUUAAAAUCAGCCUUGAGAAGGGAACUUGACCAAAGACUGGACAAAAAAAAAUCGAAACCCAAGUGUCGGUUCUCCAUUUAAGAGUGAAAAAUAUAGGUCAGAGAUUGACUGUAAAACCUUCAGACCAGGGCUAAUUUGACUUGCUUGAUAUUCUGCCUUUGUCACAGCAAUACUGAGGGCGGUUCCUCAAUUCCUACAAUGAUACGGCUCACAGGAGCAGAGGCUAAUGAAAGUCGUUUGUUUUCUCACCUCUAUCCCCAUUUUCAGUCCUUGUUGAUUCACAUGUAAAUCUACUUUAUAUGAAAGAAAAAAAAAAUAGUCUGCCUGUAAAAUAAAUGGUGAGAUUUGAUUGAGCCAUGUUUGGAGAAUGUUUUAUUCUGAGGCGUAGUGUUGGCAGCUCUCAUCUUGAGAAGGUGAUGAUUCCAAAAUGGCGCUGUGAAGAAGGAAAUGAUAGUCCUUUCACAAGUGGCCUAGGAAAUAAAACCUUAAAUGGACACUGGUCUGAUACUUUGUCUUAAUUUGGGUUUUUCUGUUUCAGUUUGCCAACUCCAGACGUGACACUGACUGCAGCCCACCCUAAGUACUGUCUGUAGUAUCUCCCUAUGUGUGCGUACAGCAGUUUCCCCUUAUAUGGUAGAUUCCUGGCUUUAUUAUAGUCUAAUCCCCAUAGUAUUUAUGUGUUGCUUUGUUCUUUGGCAAUUAAAUGAGGAAAUAAUUGGUCAAAACUGGAAAUGUAUUGUCCUAACGGUGUCCCUUUAAUGUUUCACAUGAAAAUGUUAUCGCCUCACUAAAAUGUUUUUCUCCAGUGUCUGGCCAGUUGAAAUUAAUAACUUAACAUUUGUGUGUCUAUUAAAUGUGACUAAGCAAAAUUUACUGAAAAUUAACUAUAAAAUCAAAGGUAUCUAAACUUUUGUACUUGUCUUGAUUAAUCACGAAUAUUUACAUUUGAUUUUAUUCUGUCUUCAUUUGAUUUGAUUUUAUCACAUUUGUAUGAUUAUUUUGAGGACUCUAUAAUUAAUGAUUUUAUUUUUAAAUGUCAUUACCUGUUCAUGACCAAAUUACCAAGGACCAACAUUUAGAUUUAGAUUGUUUUCACUUGGAAAUUGAAAGGCAUAGAGUUUCCAUGAAAACAUUAAUGAAAUAAUCAUUAUAGGCAAGUAGCCUAAAAAUGCAAUUGCUGGUAAACCUUGCCUCAAAUUUCAUAAUAUACCAUAACUGUUUUUAUAUCUUGCCACUAAUUUUGACUGGAUUUAAUAGCACUUUAUUGUACAAUUACAAAAAAAAAAUAUAUUCCUAGAAUUGUUGCCAGUGUAAUUUCUCUAAUGUUCUGGUGCUUUUCAUAUAUUUUCAGUAUUUUUAUUACUAUAUUGGUAUUUUCUUUGUAUAAAUUGAUCAAAAGAACAUGUUUUCUAUUUUAAUAUGUUUUAGAAAAAUAAUUACAUUUAUGCAAUAAAUAUCAUCA
Molecule: messenger RNA, 4098 nt
Organism: Phacochoerus africanus (Common warthog)
Lineage: Eukaryota; Metazoa; Chordata; Mammalia; Artiodactyla; Suidae
Gene: MOSPD2
Product: motile sperm domain containing 2
Exons: 15
Coding region: 145-1701 (518 amino acids)
Source: RefSeq, a predicted model, not a curated record